Messenger RNA from Mesoplodon densirostris (Blainville's beaked whale), 5916 nucleotides. It is a transcript of the gene CHST3, whose product is annotated as carbohydrate sulfotransferase 3. Gene Ontology annotation, cellular component: Golgi membrane. The transcript is spliced from 5 exons. Gene Ontology annotation, biological process: N-acetylglucosamine metabolic process; carbohydrate metabolic process. NCBI's taxonomy places the organism in Eukaryota, Metazoa, Chordata, Mammalia, Artiodactyla, Ziphiidae. Gene Ontology annotation, molecular function: N-acetylglucosamine 6-O-sulfotransferase activity; chondroitin 6-sulfotransferase activity. The record is from RefSeq and is a predicted model, not a curated record. Bases 1048 to 2487 code for a protein of 479 amino acids.
CAGGCCACCUCCCUUCCAACCCUCCCCCGCCCCUCCCAACCCAGGAGGGGAGCUCUUCCCAGCGUCUCUGAAAGCGGGUAGGGAUCCCAGCGGCUUCAAGAGAGUCCCAGGGGAGAGGCGGGCGGAGGCGCAGCGCUGGGAACAAAGGCCCACAGAGGGGUCCUGCAGCGCGCAGCUCCCCGGGGGCUGGGGCGACGGCGGCCCGCUCCCCCUCAGCUCCUCCCUCUCCUUCCCUGCUUCCACCCGGAGGCCCGUCGCGCAGCCCGAGCUGCGCCAACUUCGCCAGCGGUUCCCAAGUUGCCGGGGGCGCAGGGGUGGGAGCUGGGUGGGGUGAGGGAGAAAAGGAGGAGGAGGAGGGCUCCCCGGGCGCCUUGGACGCAGUUCAGGAAUCCGCCGCCACUGCCGGCCGCUCGCGGACUCGGGCCGAACGGGGAAGGCGCCAGGCAGGACCGCUCGCUCGCUGCGCAGGACGGCGCCCUCCUGGCGCCGCUUCCCGCCCACCGUGCGAACCCGCGGGGCCGAGCCUCCUUCCCUCCCCGCCGCCGUCCUCGGCCGGAGCCGCUUCUGCCUGGUCCUGCCGAGAGGAGGGCAAAGUUGCGGGCGGAUGCUGCCCGCACCGGACCCCUGCCUCGGAAAGUCGGAUCCGCCCCCGCUGGAGGAGGCUCGGUGGCGGGAUCCUCUGAUACAGGUGUUCGUGGCACGGGGAAAGCUUAAACAAGGAGCAGAAGAUAAGCACUGCCCAGCUGGCCCCUGCCCACCUUCCACAGCGAGCCCACCUGGCCCCUCCUCCUUGACUCUGGGAGCCUCAAAAGUCGGGGAACACACCCACCGCCGCCGCCGGCUGUCCUUGUGCUUCGGGACACUGGGAAGCUGGCAUACUGGUGGCUGGGGACAAGAGGAGAAUGUGGGAGAAGAGACAGCCAGGGGUUGCAGCACAGCCCUGCGCCAUCUGAGGAAGUCUCCCUGCCUCGGCCCUGCUCGAGGACCAGGUGUCCCCCACCUGAACGACGAGCCAGGUCCUGAGUGAUGUCCCCAAGCUGAGUGCCCAUGGCCCUACCCUUCCCCAUGGAGAAAGGACUCACUCUGCCCCAGGACUGCCGACACUUUCUGCACAGCCUGAGAAUGAGGAGCAAAUAUGCCCUUUUCCUGGCUUUUGUGGUGGUGGUUUUUGUCUUCAUUGAAAAGGAAAAUAAAAUCAUAUCAAGGGUCUCGGACAAACUGAAGCAGAUCCCCCAAUCCCUGGUAGAUGCCAAUAGCACCGACCCAGCCCUAGUCUUGGCCGAGAACGCAUCUCUCCUGUCCCUGAGUGAGCUGGAUUCGGCCUUCACGCAGCUGCAGAGCCGCCUGCGAAACCUCAGUCUGCAGCUGGGCGUGGCGCUGGCAGAGGAGGCUGAGGAGGAGACCGCAGAGUGGGAGCAGGAGUCCCGCCCACCCGCCGAGGCCCCGCCCCGGCGCCACUUGCUUCUCAUGGCCACCACGCGCACGGGCUCCUCGUUUGUGGGCGAGUUCUUCAAUCAGCAGGGCAACAUCUUCUACCUCUUCGAGCCGCUGUGGCACAUCGAGCGCACGGUGACCUUCGAGCAGGGCGGCGCCAACGCCGCGGGCUCGGCCCUGGUAUACCGCGACGUGCUCAAGCAGCUCUUCCUGUGCGACCUGUACCUCCUGGAGCAUUUCAUCAUCCCGGCACCCGAGGACCACCUGACCCAGUUCGUGUUCCGCCGGGGCUCCAGCCGCUCCCUCUGCGAGGACCCCGUCUGCACGCCCCUCGUCAAGAAGGUCUUCGAGAAGUACCCCUGCAAGAAUCGCCGCUGCGGCCUCCUCAACAUGACGCUGGCCGCCGAGGCCUGCCGCCGCAAGGAGCACAUGGCAAUCAAGGCUGUCCGCAUACGGCAGCUGGAGUUCCUGCAGCCGCUGGCCGAGGACCCCCGCCUGGACCUCCGCGUCAUCCAGCUGGUGCGCGACCCCCGCGCUGUGCUAGCCUCCCGCAUGGUGGCCUUCGCCGACAAGUACGAGACCUGGAAGAAGUGGCUGGCCAAGGGACAGGACCAGCUGAGGGAGGAGGAGGUGCAGCGGCUGAAGGGCAACUGUGAGAGCAUCCGCCUGUCCGCUGAGCUGGGCCUGAGGCAGCCGGCCUGGCUGCGGGGCCGCUACAUGCUGGUGCGCUACGAGGACGUGGCCCUCAGGCCGCUGCAGAAGGCCCAGGAGAUGUACCGCUUUGCAGGCAUUCCCCUGACCCCGCAGGUGGAGGACUGGAUCCAGAAGAACACCCAGGCGGCGCACGACGGCAUCUACUCCACGCAGAAGAACUCCUCGGAGCAGUUUGAGAAGUGGCGCUUCAGCAUGCCCUUCAAGCUAGCGCAGGUGGUACAGGCUGCCUGCGGCCCCGCCAUGCGCCUCUUUGGCUACAAGCCUGUGCAGGACGCCGCCUCGCUCUCCAACCGCUCCGUCAGCCUGCUGGAGGAGCGCGGCACCUUCUGGGUCACGUAGGGGACCCGGGGCGUCGAGCACCCCUCCUGGUGAAAGUCCCGCCUUGCCUGCCUCACCCAGGCCAGCUGGGAGACUGCAGCGCCGCCGCAGGGGUGGGCAGGAAGACGUGCAGGGCGUAGGUGGCGCCUGCGCUGUAGAAGUAGGCCCGCAGCCCGCUCGCUUCCCCGCCCUAGCUGUGGGCCUGGAGCUUCCCGCUGAGAACAGGACAGUGGCCGGUCCUUUUGAGGGCUGUCAAACCCAGACCUAAGGGGCUGUGGUGUCCUGAGCAGGCCCAGGCAAGCCCGAGCCUAUUGACAAGCCUUUCUCUCCUCUCUCCCCCUCUCUCUCUCUGUCUCUCUCUGUCUCUCUCUCUCUCUCUCUCUCUCUCUCUCUCACACACACACACACACACACACACAGAAAUAUACAUGAAACACACAUAGAUGCCUGUAGACCCUGUGGGUCCGAGUCCACAAAUAUUUAACAACCAGAAGGGGUUUCAGACACUGGCUAGUCACAGUCAGACCCCCUGCUGUAUUCAGUGUCAACCUUUCAGUUUCUGAAUUUCUCCAUAAUCCAGUGUGGCAUCUGGGUGGGUCCCUGGGGAGAGAUGAAAUCAGCUCUAUAUAGAGCUACAAAACAAAAAUACACAUAUAAAGACAAAUACCUACACUCACACCACACGCACAGGCAGAAGAACAUAAAAACACAAACACACAGAAAAAAUCUUCCCCGUUGCUUUAUGCUUUAUCUGUAUCACACACCUAAAGAAAAGCCUCUGGUUACCUUUUAGAGUUAUUUGGGGAAGGGGGAAUGAUAUAGUCAUGGGCCAUGACCCUGUUCCCCAUCCAAGUUUGAGGCUGAACGGUGGAUACAGAACUGCCAAGUCCAUGGCCUCUGCCCACCUUAGAUUCUCGUGGCUACCUCCCCUGACCCAUUCAUGUCCUUGCUGCCAGCAGGCAGCAUGGUUUGAAAUGGCAUGGCUGACCCUCGUGUGAUUGCAGCCCGAAGGCCCUGUCCUAGCUCAGUUGGCUCCCCAAGAGCAGGUCCAUAUAUAAAAGCGGCCUCAAGCCUGACUGGCAGGAGCAUCAGUGGUCCCUGGAGGCAAAAGGCAGCUCAUGAGUCCUGUCAUUUCCAGCCAGGCCGCUGUGGGGCAAGGCCCAGAAGGAAAUACAGAGUGCUCUUGAGGGAGAAGUCACAUCAGGAUACCCCGUACCCUGAGAAGACAGGGGACAGAGGUCAGCCACAUGGUUGGUCAUCAUGGUUAUGUGGUUAGUGUCUGGAAUUCCUCAUUUAGGGCUCUGGGAAGAGUAUUGCUCAAUGUGGGAUGGGGUGCAUGUUUUAUUUUUAUUUUUUUUAAGUUAUUUAUGGUUUGGUCUCUUGUGGUUGUGUUUUCAGGUUUGUUUCUGCAGGAGUGCUGCUUGGAAGCAUUGUGGGCUUGAGGGGCUGAGGGGGGCCGGGAAGACCAGUGGGGAGCACUUUGGCUCCUGCUGGAGGAAGAGGAGGAGGAGCCUUCCCCCAGAAGGACCAGAGCCAAGGUGGCCACAUGGCAGCCCACAGUGCCCCACGGGCUUUUCUGUUUGAUCCCAUGUGGAACAAAUCUCAGAAACCAGUGGCGUUCUUUGCUGAGUGUCCAGAGGCAGCAUAAGUUAGCAAUCCUCACCCCCUCCCCAAGAGGCCAGAUUUGAACAUCUCUCCCAGGUCCUAACAUAUUUCCUGGGGCAUCAGGGGCCUAUGACCAAGCAGAUGUCCCCAGGGUGGAAGCGUUUCCCCAUUCCCACCCCAAACUGGGGAGCAGAACUCAGUACCACCUCAGAACUUGCAGGAAGCAUCAGCAGUUCACUAAGGGCUGUUUCUGAUUUCCUGGACAACCUCUGUAUCAGAUCCGUCUCAUUGUCAAGCCCAGAGGGCUGAGUUUUGUUUUAAGUAUUAUGGGGAGCAGGGAAAUACAGGAUCUGGGUCCAGCUAGUGUUGCCAUAGGGAAGGGGGUGUGUGUCCUGGCAGGAAGCCAGCCUUUGAAAAGGUGAGGACAGUGGCCAUCUUGUGGGAUCCAUUACAGUCAGUGCGUUCGAGCUGCUGGGUCUCCAUCACCAUCCAUCACCAUGGAUUCAGCCAAUCGAGGAAGUCUCUAGGUUUUCUGUUCCAAGAAUAAAUUGUGCCGGGAAAUGGCUCUAAUUGGGGGUCCAAAGGGACUCCAGCUCUGAAAACUUGAUCCUGGGGCAGAGUGGGGCCAGGAUGGUUCUGGCAGGCCCAGAAGUACUGGCCAUUCCUCCCCAGCCCUUGCCCUGCUCCCUCCACUGUUCCCCACCUGGGGGUGGUGGGGGGCAGGCACCUCUAUCCAAGGCCCUUUCUGGCUCCUGGGGCCCUCCUAGUGUGGACUGCAGACUUCUUCCUCUUCCCUUCCUGUGCCUCUGGGGCCAAGGCCUCCACCCCUGAGCUCUGAGGACUAUGCCGAGAAUGGACCUUUGGGACUUCUCAGGACAUUAACAAUUUGUACACUGCAGGUUGACUUAAUUUAUUUAUUUUGUGAAAAAGAAGAGACAGAAACUAUUUUAUUUUUUGCAGGGACUCAAAGCUGUACCCAAAUCAAACAAGACAAUAAUAAUAGAAACCAUUCACUUCCUACAUACAAGGACACUCCAAGACGAUUCAGAAUACACGAGAGGAUAAAACUGAGAGCGUGGGAGUCACGAUGGCCGCAGGGUACUUUUUUAGCUCGGUUUCCUCUUGUUGAUUUGAAGAUGUGAAAGUAAGGCCCUUUCUGCUAUAUUGCCUUUGUCCAGGCAUCUGAAAUAGGACACAACUCAAGAGAGUGUUGCCUUGGGCUCAGCAAUGCUCUGGGAACCCUUGGGGCUUAGGGAGGAGAGGGAGGGAUGACUACUGACUGACUCUACACUCCAUGGGACCUGGUUGGAGUAAGGGAGCUGGGCUAGGGGAGGUGGUCCAGCUGGGAGCUAGUGCCUCCUCUUCCAGCGAGGCCAGCCCUGGUUUCUCUGCUCCCUCUGGCCCCCCACGAGCCUUCACCUCCACAGCACCCACCUGCCCGGAGACAGAGGGAGUGUUGAGGCCUCACCUCCGCCCGCCGCCAGCUUCCCCGGAACAAGAGGCUCAUUCAUCAAUGAGCGUUUAUUCGUUUUUCUUUUUCUUCAUGAAGACCUCUUUAGCCCAGCCUAUAAAAAUAGUACAGAACAUUCCAGGCCUUGGUGAGACAGGGCAGUGUCCAACACCCUCAGGCUGCCGCCACUGCCGCCCAGUCCUGGCUUCUCCUCUGGGCCUUGUUUAUAAACCUUGGAGUGGAUGAGGACAUGGGGGGAAGGGUCUUUGGGAGCAGGAUUUGGGAGGGGCAGGAUUCCUGAGUCCCAUGAAGAGGGAAAAAGAAGAAGCAGAUGUGCAGAUCUCUGUAGCACGGCCCGUGCAGGUUAUCACCAACUUAUUACUAAGGUUGAGGGA